Danaus plexippus (monarch butterfly) is the source of this 1254-nucleotide messenger RNA. Its product is annotated as lipase 1-like. The record is from RefSeq and is a predicted model, not a curated record. Bases 52 to 1254 code for a protein of 400 amino acids. Lineage: Eukaryota; Metazoa; Arthropoda; Insecta; Lepidoptera; Nymphalidae. The transcript has a single exon. Gene Ontology annotation, biological process: lipid metabolic process. Gene Ontology annotation, molecular function: hydrolase activity, acting on ester bonds.
UAAUGUAGCUAUACACGUUUCCACCGUCUUGCAAUUUUGGCAAUAGUAACCAUGAAACUUACUGUAUUCUUCAUAUUUUCAGUUGUGGCAACUGUUUUGCAAAGUGAUAUUAUUCUGGGAAAAAACGAUUUACUGCUGGAAGAGGACGCAAGGCUGGACUUCAUGGGUCUAGCAACAAAGUAUGGCCACCCAGCGGUACGGCACCAGGUGACCACGGAAGAUGGCUACAUCCUUACACUCUUCCACAUUCCUGGUAGAAGCAAAUUACCUGUUCUUCUUAUGCACGGUCUUCUGGACACAGCGGAUACUUUUUUAUUGAGAGGAAAUGAUUCGUUGGGGAUCGCUUUAGCUAAUUCCGGCUACGACCUAUGGUUCGGUAACUGCAGAGGCAACAGAUACUCACGAAGACAUCGGGAUCUCGAUCCAAAUAGAGAUAGCAGUUAUUGGAGCUUCACUUUUCAUGAAAUGGGAUAUUACGACCUUCCAGCUAUCAUAGAUAGAGUUUUAAAUGAGACAGGAACUCCGAGCCUCACAGCAAUCGGCCACUCACGAGGAAAUACCAUCUUUUUCGUACUGGGUUCCACGAGACCGGAGUACAACUCCAAGGUUAAUGUUGUCAUAGCUCUUGCGCCCGUGGUCUAUCUAAGAGAUUUACCUCUCCCUUUUCAAACCAUAUUAAAUUCACUUCCCGUGGUAUACAAAAUACUAGCGAGUGCAAAUAUACAGGUGAAUGAAUUUUUUGGAUACGACAGUGUCUCGACCAUGUUCCUCAGAACUUUCUGCCCACAGAACUUUAUAAGUUAUCAGUUUUGCUUAAACCAAAUAUUAUAUCCAAUCUUAGGCUUCGACCCGUUCACAUUUGAUCAAAGUUUUCUACGUAUAUUUCUCUACCACUAUCCUGCUGGAACCUCUUGGAGAGAUUCUUUACAUUUUACUCAAUUAAGUAACAGCAGAAUAUUCCGACGUUACGAUUUCGGAAACGAUAUAAACAUGUUAAUGUACAAUUCCACAAGUCCGCCAUUGUACCCGCUGAGGAGAGUCACGAUGCCAGUGGCUUUGAUAGCGGCUAGGAAUGAUCCUAUUUCAACCCUGAGCAAUGUUGAUCUAUUAAAACGUCAAUUACCGAACGUGGCCGAUUAUGCAGUGGUUCCUUGGUUACUUUUCAAUCAUGGUGAUUUCGUGUGGCUUCAAACAGCGCCAAUACAUGUAUUUCCUCAAAUAAAACGUGUUCUGUUACGUUUCAAUCCAAUAUAA